CAUAUAUGCAAGUAAGAAUUGGAGCAUCUUUCCAAUUUUAUCAUAUUUGUUUGUCGAAACUUAUUGAAUCUUUGGAGAAAGAGAACCAUGAUGAGAAGGGAGAGAUCAUCAACUUUUCUUGUUUCUGUGUUGAUCUUCCUGUUCAUCGGUGAAAUUCAAGCAACAAAGCUUCAAAAAAAUUGCUCUACUUCAUGUGGAGACAUCAAUAACAUAAGGUAUCCUUUUGGCCUCAAGGACGAUCCAGCAAUUUGUGGUGAUACCAACUUCCAACUUUCAUGCCAAAGCAACAAAACCAUCCUGGAAUUUCCUUCCGCUGGAAGGUACUAUGUGAAGGAGAUUUCAUAUAAAGAAAAUAUAAUCAGAGUUGUCGAUGUUAACUUAGGCACUGGAACCUGCCGUCUUCCCAGUGGAUCUCUGUCAGAGGAGGAUAAACGGAACCUGCCGUCUUCCCAGUUGAUCUCUGUCAGAGGACUAGACUAUUUUGGUGAAUCAGAUCAUAAUAUGAUGCUACAAGUCGACGGUUCCUACUGUUAUGCUACAUUUUCCCGGUGCUCUCAGAGGAUUAAUGACACGCGCUUUACAGCAAUUCCCUGCUUGAGUGAAAAUCAAUCUUAUUUUUAUGUUAGUAUUGAUAUGAGAUAUCAGUAUCCGUUUUGCUCGUCAGAAGCAGUUACUCCUAUUUUAUGCUGGUCUGAGUAUGAGCUGAUGAGUAAUAAGGUUCCAUAUGAAACCAUCAGCGAGAGUCUGCAGUCAGGUUUCAAUCUGACAUGGUACUUUGAUGAUGCUUGCCGCUUAACAGUAGGGACAGAAAUAUAUUAUUAUUCUUGCAGAAAAUUAGAUUUUAAAACUCGAUUGUAUGAUUUCAUUCAGUCCUUGUGGGAAAAUAUAUAUUAUCUACUCUAUGAAAGCAUUUUGUGGCCGUGUGACAGGUUCGCGGCAUAUAAAUCAGAUUUCAUGAAUGGGUAUAUGAACAUGGGAUACCUCAUUGGAGAGCUUCUUCAGGCGGUGGUUCGAGUUGUUCUUAUUUGCAGAUUUAUUGGUGCUCCAAUAGUAUUAAUCGUGUACCUCAUCUGCAAAUAUAGAAAAACAAGACAGACAGUUGAUAAUGUGGAGAAAUUUCUGCACAAUCAGCAGUCCUGGAUGCCUAAAAGGUAUGCAUAUGCAGAGCUAGUAGCCGUGACAAACAAUUUUAAAGAAAAACUGGGUCAAGGUGGGUUUGGAUCGGUUUACAGAGGACAACUUCAUAAUGGUUCCUUAAUUGCAGUCAAAAUGCUAGAAAAUUCUAAGUUUAGUGCAGAAGAAUUCAUCAAUGAAGUUUCCACAAUUGGUAGAAUUCACCACGUUAAUAUAGUGCAAUUAGUUGGAUUCUCUUCAGAAGAGUCUAAACGUGCUCUUGUGUAUGAGUAUAUGCCGAAUGGAUCUCUCGACAAGCAAAUAUUUUCCAAGCCCGGCAAAUCUCUAUCAUUUAGUUGGGAAAAGCUAUGUGAAAUUGCUCUUGCAAUUGCUCGUGGAAUAGAGUAUCUGCAUAGGGGAUGUGAUGUAUGCAUUCUUCAUUUUGACAUUAAGCCUCACAAUAUCUUGCUAGACCAAAAUUUCACCCCAAAAGUCUCUGAUUUCGGGCUUGCAAAAUUUUACCCAAAGGAAAAUGAUUUUGUGUCUGUUAGUGCUACAAAAGGAACGAUAGGAUACAUAGCUCCUGAAUUGAUUUCAAGGAAUUUCGGAAAGGUUUCUAACAAGUCAGAUGUCUAUAGCUUUGGAAUGCUACUGCUGGAAAUGGUUGGAGGCAGAAAAAAUUCUGAUAUGAGAGUAACUGAUUCAAGCAAAGCCUACUUCCCCUCAUGGGUAUAUGAUCAAAUCAAUAUUGGUGAGGAUUUAGAGCUUCAACAUGUCACUGAACAUGAAAUGGUGAUUGCCAAAAAACUUUGUCUAAUUGGGUUAUGGUGCAUACAAGUUAAGCCUUCAGAUCGUCCCUCAAUUACAAAAGUUAUUGAAAUGUUAGAAGGAAAUAUUGACAACUUACAAUUGCCUCCAAAACCCUUUUUUUCUUCUUCUUCUCCUGAGAAUGUCUCUAUAAAAGUGAUUCAAUCAAACUAUUCAACCGAUUGGUCAUUAUCUGAAUCAACAGAAGAAUACUCAUGCAAAAUUAAUGUAGCUUAAUUAGUUGUUGCAAUGAUGUGUAGAGGUAAAAUAAAACCUACGUUUGUUUGUAAUAUGGUCAUGUAGGCUUGUACUCUGGUUGUGUGAGUUUCUGAAAUUCAUGAUAUGGUUUGGAUGACUA
Messenger RNA from Mangifera indica (mango), 2278 nucleotides. RefSeq names its product LEAF RUST 10 DISEASE-RESISTANCE LOCUS RECEPTOR-LIKE PROTEIN KINASE-like 2.1. Bases 88 to 2157 code for a protein of 689 amino acids. Gene Ontology annotation, molecular function: protein kinase activity; ATP binding; polysaccharide binding. Gene Ontology annotation, biological process: protein phosphorylation. The transcript is spliced from 4 exons. The record is from RefSeq and is a predicted model, not a curated record. Lineage: Eukaryota; Viridiplantae; Streptophyta; Magnoliopsida; Sapindales; Anacardiaceae.